This is a messenger RNA of Histoplasma mississippiense, 921 nucleotides long. RefSeq lists its product with no specific name. Lineage: Eukaryota; Fungi; Ascomycota; Eurotiomycetes; Onygenales; Ajellomycetaceae. Gene Ontology annotation, molecular function: nucleic acid binding; RNA-DNA hybrid ribonuclease activity. The transcript has 3 exons. The record is from RefSeq and is a predicted model, not a curated record. Bases 1 to 921 code for a protein of 306 amino acids.
AUGAAGAAGACGGAAGAGGGUGUAGACAAAAAGAGUGCUGCUCAGGCAUUCAAGGAAUGGUGGAGAAGUCAACCCUCAACAGAUCUAUAUGUUUUCUCGGAUGGAUCAGAACAGAGCCUUGACAACAGCAGGCAGGUGGGCUAUGGCUUCAUAGUCUAUCAGGGAAAUAAACAGUUGGCCAGCUUCUCAGCUGCGCUGAGCCCUAUGUCACAUGUCUUCGACGCUGAGGCACUCUGCCUCGACAACACCUCAGUCAUCUGGGGCAUACGGGGCAGUGCAGCAGCCUCCUCAAACUGGGCCUACAACCGCUGCCAUGAGCUCCUCAGACAGCACAAUGUCGGCCUGAAAUGGGCUCCUGGGCAUAUGGGGAUAGAGGGCAAUGAGGAAGCAGACCGCUUGGCUAAGCGGGCAGUCUCAUCCACUGCAGCCCCAGCCUAUGGUCUCGAGGCCACACCCACAGUCAGUGGGGUCCGCACAGUGGCCAAGCAGCUCAGUCAAGAGACAAGGCGAAAGUGGUGGAGUGGAGCCUGUGGCAAGCUCUCUGACUGGUACCGGGGCUGGAGUUUCAGCAGGCCGACUGUGGAAUACCAAGUGAAGGCCCCUCCGGAGCUCACCAUGCCACGGCAUGCCCUUCACCGCUGGCUCGCACUCCGCUCCUCUCAUGGGGACUUCUCCUGGUACCACAGGCGUUUCCAGCAUGCAGAUGCGAGGCUCACCUGUGUCUGUGGACACAACAAGAGCCCAGAACAUUUGGUGCUCUGUCGACACUCACAGAGGCACUUUCUUCACUGGCCCAAGAGGCCAGCAGCACGGCCACACAACCGGGCGACAGCUGUUGCCUAUCUAGGGUCUCUGACCCCUACAGACUUUGUAGAACUGCUGGACUGCACGCAGUUCUACACACGGUACUGCACAAGGUAA